UAAAGUAUCGUUGGCAGCAGUUCGUGUUUUAGUUCAUGUAAAGGUGAUGCAGCAGAGCGCGCCACCGUAAUAGUCUCCACCACGUUAUAUGGGAGUUGUAGGGCCCUGCCCUCGCCUUUUAACAUUGAGUGAACCAGCCGUGGUGCUGGUAUGGAUCGUGAUUUAUGUUAGCAUUGUAGUGUGCGAAUUGUAUGGGGUGUGUAUGUGCCAGCUAAACAUUAGAGCACUGAUCAUAUCCAAAUAUCUCAGAGAAAAACAAAUAUGUUACGACAGUUGCAGUGUUCUGCCUCUGUGCGCUUCUUUCUGCCUCCCGACAUUAUGAACGUUGUGGCAAAUCCAGUCUGCAAACAAUCUGUACGUUGGAGAAGAAAACCGCCGGGAACACCGCUUGCUAAAAGCAAAUUAUUUCGCAUUCCACCGCGACCUCAGGUACCUGAAGAAGAACGGAUUGAACUAUUUAGACUUACAACGAAUUAUAACACGUUCAUAAAAUCAGUGAGAGAAUUUCUGCGUGAAGAAGUACAGUCAGCUGCUGGAAAAGAACAACUUGCAGAUGCUGUUAGUAUGGAUGAUGAUUUGAUUAGAUGUAAGGAAAUCAAUGAUAAAUGGAAUGCCGAAGUCGCUCUAAUUCGUGAAAAGAGAUUGCUUCACGAAAAAGAGGAAAAAUUGAAUUUGAUUUCUAAACGACUAGAAGAAAGGAAAACAAGGGAGAGAAAUCGUGUUGCAGAAAUCAAUGAGUUAGUGAGGAUGGAGAAGGAAAAAGAGAAGUAUUACAUCACCUCUGAAAACAUUGAUGAAGCUAUUGAAAAUGCAUUAAGAGGGGAAGUAGAUUACAAUUUUGCUAUUGAUGUAAAAGGGAAUAUUUAUAAAGGUGAAGUUGCAGAAGAAAAUUUAGAAAAAAAAGCGGUUGAGACAGUGUAACAUUAAAACAAUAGCAUUUAUUAAAAAAGUACCAAUAAAUUAGUGAAUGUUUGUCAUUUCAUCAAUAAAUACAUCUAUGAAUUUUUUUUAACUUUAUUAAACAACUACAUAUAAAAAAAUAACUCAAUCUAUUUUACUCAGGUUCUUCCCAAUAAUAUUAGAUAGUCUUGCCAAUAUUCCUUCAUCUAAUGAAAUAUUAUUAAUUAAUUUUUGUGCCAUCUGCUCUGCAUCUGAGAAUCCUGCAUCAGCACUGUAUUGUACACAUCCCUAGAAAGCAAAAGAACAUUCUAUAAAUUUCAAUUUCUUUAAUUUCAUGCAAGAAAAAUUGAAAGAUCACUUCAAAUGCCAUCAGCUCUAAUUUAAAUUACAAUGAAACUUGUCUUUAGUGGUCACAAAAUAUUCCAGUGAAAUUGACUUAAUAGCCAUCCAGACAAUUUUGGUAAGAUUUCCCUCUGAAAUCCCCUACUGGAUUUUCACAACUUUUUAUCCCAUCACAGUUGACUGUAUAUACACUGCUCAUUGUCAUAUAAGAGAAACUUUGUUUUUAUGCUAACCGAGUUGAAUUUUCAAGUUAACUAGACUUGAAUCUGUAAUUCCCUAUCCUAAAGGAAUUUCAGGAUAUGCACAAAAAUAAUCUAUGGUUAUCUGAAACAGAAAUUAAUUCCUGACAAAAAUGAUUCUACAUAUCUGUUCAAAGUCAUUUGUGCCUUAACACAAGAGGAUAUUUGAUCAACAAUAUCUUUGCUCUUUUGUUUCCUCUUGUAAUUGAGAUCCUUAAUACAAUAAGAAGUUAUUGUAAAAUACAAUUCAAUAUGCAUCUGACUGUAGAUCCUGGGGCCACUUAAAGAUAAAAAUAUAUAUGUGUGUCUUAUAGAUCAAACAGCCCCUGAGAAAAUUAAUGGACAUAGUAAUUUCAGUGGGUUUCACUCUGUCUUUAACCAUUGCAAUAAAUUAAACGUCAAGAAGGAAAUUGUUCAA
This is a messenger RNA of Gryllus bimaculatus (two-spotted cricket), 1899 nucleotides long. Lineage: Eukaryota; Metazoa; Arthropoda; Insecta; Orthoptera; Gryllidae. The record is from the annotation of a GenBank genome assembly.